Molecule: messenger RNA, 804 nt
Organism: Knipowitschia caucasica
Lineage: Eukaryota; Metazoa; Chordata; Actinopteri; Gobiiformes; Gobiidae
Source: the annotation of a GenBank genome assembly
AUGGCGUCGCUUGUGAAGGAGCCGCUUUUCGAGACAUCUGGGAGAGCGCCCGGACAAAACAAAACUCUUUAUUACUUAGCCAUUACUAAAACAGAGGUGAUCUGGAGAUGGUGGAAGAUCUCCCUCAGAGCGGUGGACAGAAACACCAGGCCUGGAGAAGAAAAGCAGUCGCACCAGGAGAUGUUAGAAGACUCCAGUUUCCAGAGUGAAAUCUCUACAGUGUUUGGGCGAGACAUUCUGGACUACACCAAGCGUUUGUGCCAAGGCCAUUGGAACUUCCUGGAGCACCUGCCCGACCCGCUCCUGCUGCGCAUCCUGGGCUUCCUGGAGCUGGAGGACGUGGGCCAGCUCCUACGCACCUCACGCCGCUUCUGGAAGCUGUGUCAGUCCGAGCAGUUCUGGGAGAGCGCCGUGCGACAGCGGUGCAGCACUCUGCCGGACGACGUGGUGUCUUUGUCGCGGGGGAUCGGAUGGAGACGCAUCUUCUUCACAAACAAAAUCCAACUGCAGCUGCUGCUCAAUCGCCAUCGUGUGAAGACCCUGGAGCAAGACAGCGGAGACCGGAAUCCUCCCACAGACAGAAGCCCGAAGACCGACGAGGGGCCGCUCGGGUCUAGCAUCAGUUCUAGAGAGGUCUCCCCCAGUGACACUCUCAGUGCAGUGGUGAGUCUGGAAAUGGACUCGUCUGCGCCCUCGGAUCUAAACUUCAGCCCCGAAGACGGCAAACAUGGAAUGAUGGAGGAUUUCUUAGCGGAUGUUGAAAGGUUCCGACUGUUAGAAAGCGGAGAAGCCGACGGGGAGUGA